Messenger RNA from Aphanomyces invadans, 548 nucleotides. Its product is annotated as 40S ribosomal protein S16. Gene Ontology annotation, cellular component: ribosome; cytosolic small ribosomal subunit. Bases 30 to 470 code for a protein of 146 amino acids. The transcript is spliced from 3 exons. Gene Ontology annotation, molecular function: structural constituent of ribosome; RNA binding. The record is from RefSeq and is a predicted model, not a curated record. Gene Ontology annotation, biological process: maturation of SSU-rRNA from tricistronic rRNA transcript (SSU-rRNA, 5.8S rRNA, LSU-rRNA); translation. Lineage: Eukaryota; Oomycota; Saprolegniomycetes; Saprolegniales; Verrucalvaceae.
UUGCAUUCACCCCGCACAGAAGAAGGAAGAUGAGCUCGGAAGGAAAGAUUCAAUCGGUCCAAACGUUUGGCCGCAAGAAGAACGCGACCGCCGUCGCCUACUGCAAAAACGGCCGCGGUUUGAUCAAGGUGAACGGGUGCCCCAUUGAAUUGGUCGAACCCGAAGUGUUGCGCACCAAGACGUAUGAACCCAUCCUCUUGUUGGGCCAACAACGCUUUGCCAACGUGGACAUCCGUAUCCGCGUCAAGGGCGGUGGUCACACCGCGCAAAUCUACGCGAUCCGUCAAGCGAUUGCCAAGUCGUUGGUUGCUUACCACCAAAAGUACGUUGACGAAGCGUCCAAGAACGAAAUCAAGAACAUCUUGCUGUCCUACGACCGCACCUUGUUGGUGGCCGACCCUCGCCGCUGCGAAGCCAAGAAGUUCGGUGGUCCCAGCGCCCGUGCUCGCUUCCAAAAGUCGUACCGUUAAGCGCCUUAUGGUGGCCUUUGGUCGUUUCUUUUAUAAUCUGUUAGAAAGGAAAUGCAAAAAUGGGGGGUUCUAAUGCCA